Messenger RNA from Macroventuria anomochaeta, 1087 nucleotides. RefSeq names its product SNO glutamine amidotransferase. Gene Ontology annotation, molecular function: glutaminase activity. The record is from RefSeq and is a predicted model, not a curated record. Lineage: Eukaryota; Fungi; Ascomycota; Dothideomycetes; Pleosporales; Didymellaceae. The transcript has 2 exons. Gene Ontology annotation, cellular component: cytosol; glutaminase complex. Gene Ontology annotation, biological process: pyridoxal 5'-phosphate biosynthetic process; pyridoxine metabolic process. Bases 91 to 948 code for a protein of 285 amino acids.
UGCUCUCCACACUCUCGCCGCAUGCUGUAUGACUCGGAAGCCUUUUGAUUCUGUUGCUUUAUCACGGGUACCGUCGAAAAGCGAAUCAAGAUGACUGUCACGAUUCCUGGUUUUACAGUAGGCGUUCUCGCACUGCAGGGCGCCUUCAGCGAACACGUGCAGCUUUUGCGACAAGCGGCGAAGGAAUUGAAGCAGCGGAAAUGCGCAGACAUCGAGUGGGAGUUCAUCGAAGUACGCACACCACAGGAGCUGGCGCGAUGUGAAGGCCUGAUUAUCCCUGGGGGUGAGAGCACGGCUAUGAGUCUUGUGGCUGCGAGAAGUGGGAUACUGGAGCCGCUGAGGGAGUUUGUGAAAGUGCAGAGGAAGCCCACGUGGGGAACAUGCGCCGGCCUGAUCCUGCUCGCCGAAAGCGCAAACCGAACAAAGAAAGGCGGACAAGAGCUCAUCGGAGGCCUCGACGUACGGGUGAACAGAAACCACUUCGGCCGCCAGCAGGAAAGCUUCCAAGCGAGCCUCAACCUCCCAUUCUUGGGCGAUACCGCUGACAAGGGCGCCGACCAGCCGUACCGGUGCGUGUUCAUUCGCGCACCUGUCGUCGAGAAGAUACUGCCUCAUGCGAAUGGUGUGCAGACGGAAGAGGAGGAGCGCGCCGAGACGGUCGUCGCGCCAAGUAAGACGCCGGUCGAUGAGCUGGCGAAGCAGCAGUUGAGUAAGGACGUUGAAGUUAUGGCGACAUUGUCGACAAAGACGGAAGCGUUGCAGGAGAACCAGGAGCAUGACCAUGCUGGGAAGGAGGAUAUCAUUGCGGUGCGGCAGGGCAAUGUGUUCGGCUGUAGUUUCCAUCCGGAGUUGACUGAGGACCCGCGGAUACACGUGUGGUGGUUGGAGGAGGUUCUGAAGGCGGCCGAGCGGAGACAGACUUUUGAGCUUGCCGACCGUACAAGGUAGGGCGUUGAAAGCAUAGCAUAGCGCACAGCAUGAGCGAAGGCGUUCAGAAGACAGGCAGGCGUUCAGAAGACAGGCACUAGUUUGUUAGAUGUAGAGUACCUAGACCGGGCAUAUCCUGUGCUCUUGCACAAAGCCCUAG